Mus musculus (house mouse) is the source of this 9527-nucleotide messenger RNA. RefSeq names its product predicted gene, 53222. The record is from RefSeq and is a predicted model, not a curated record. Lineage: Eukaryota; Metazoa; Chordata; Mammalia; Rodentia; Muridae. Bases 2976 to 4013 code for a protein of 345 amino acids. The transcript has a single exon.
GCUGCACUUAGGAGUACGGUGUGCUUUUUGCUUGCUUUGUUUGUUUGAGAUAGGAUCUCGUGUCGAUGAGCUCGUCUUAGAACUUGGUUUGUGCCUCAGGCCUGGCUUCACACCCGCCAACGCUGGGAUGACAGGCACGAGCCUUUAUGCCCAACCUGAGAUCCAGGGGUUUUGACAGUGUUUGAUGGAAAAGGAUUAUUCGUCGUCUAAUAAGAGACACCUUCCGAGUAUUGUCUGACUUAGACUAUGGGAGGAGCUGUGUUGUCCAUAUUUUACAGACAAGGAAACUGACCCUCAGAGAAGUUAGGCCUGCCAGAGAAGCAUGUCUGGAGGGGCCAAGUUCAAGUCCUCUAAUGUUAGGACACCAUGGUAGGGAAGGGUGUCCACAGAAGAGCCGUCUCCCCUCUGUUGUCUGCCAGACAACUCUAACCGCUGUUAUCUGAUUGGGCUGGCGUGUCUCUUUCUCACCUUGCUCCUUCUCGCUACCACAGUUAGUCAGUGACACUGGUGUAGUGCCCCAGAGUGUGGCAGUGCUGCCAGCCCAGCAAGCUGAGGAGACCAGUUAGCAGCGCUGCAGCAGCAGAGCCUCUCGGCCUCACAGGCAUGCCUGCGAGGAGGCCACACGUGAAAAUAGUGAGGUGCGGGAUCACUCCAGACCUGCCGUUUGAGAAAGAGUAGAGGGAUAGUGCUCAGGGGAAUGAAUCCUGUCUCCUCACCCUCUCCCACCUCUUUCUCCUCUUCCGUGCUGGAGAUUAAACCCAGUACUGUGUGAGCAGUCUGUGCUAUGACCUUCUGCUAUACUUGCUCCCAAACCCCGGUACAUUUUGAGAAAAAUGUGCUCAUUAGUGUUGUGUGCAUUGUGUGUGUGCCGCAUCGUGUGUGAGAGUGCUGUGUGUCUGUGUGCUGCAUUGUGUGUGUGAAUAUUGUGUCACGUGUGUGUGCACAUGUGUACCACAGCACUCACCAUAGUGCAGGACAGAGCAUCUUCCAGGAGUUGGUUGUCUCCUAUUGCCUGGGUUCUGAGGAUUGAACUUGAGGUGUCAGAUGGCUGGAAAGCGCUGGUGCACACUGAACCAUCCUGCCAGACAUCCUGCCCAGACCCUGUGCUUUGUUUUGUUGUUGUUGUUGCCUUUGUCCUAUUAACCUCCUUUGGCCACAUUCUUGUAUAACUUUAUUCUGAAGCCGUUAGAAUCCAGGGUAAGUUUUUUAGAAAAUGUUUCCAGAGAAAACUUGACUAGUUUAAGCUAACUUUCAUAAAAUCAGAAUGUUAUUUCUUAAAGCCUGGCUUUAUCAGUCAUAAAAAAUUGCUUCUUGGAUUGGUCACCUUUGAAAGCUAUCUUUGUACAUUUGUGGAAGUUCUGAAGAGAUUUCCCAAGUUAGAUUAAAAACCAGAGGAAGAGAACAUUGUGUGAUAAGAACUCAGCCCCAUGACUCUUUGUCUGUGGGGUUUUAUUUUUAAACUAACCAGAAAUACCAUAUUUAUUUAUUGCCAUAUACUUGAAUACCAAUUUCCAGCACCAUAGUUAAUUCCUUUUGAAAAUAUAUACACAAUUUAAGCAACUUGACAUUUUCACUCGCAGAUUUCUGACAUAGUAAGAAUUUGAAUGUUGCCGAAAACAUUCACUUUAAAGAUACUUUGGCUGCCAGGCAAAGGUGGUACAGACUUUUAAUCCCAGCGCUUGGGAGGCAGAGGCAGGCAGAUUUCUAUGAGUUCAAGGGCAGCCUGGUCUACAGAGUGAGUUUCAGGACAGCCAGGGCUACACAGAGAAACCCUGUCUUGAAAACACAACAACAACAAACAAAAACAAAAACAAAAAAACCAAAACUUAAAGAUCCUUGUGGCUGUCUGUACAAGAUGAAGCCAGCAUCAUUCUGUCCCUAAUGAGGAGGGGCUCAUGUGGUGGGCUCACCACACCCACCCUGAGGAGCUAUGACACUUAAUUGUUACUGGGUGGCAGGGAGCAUUUUCUUCCGUGAGGUUGCCACUGGUGUUUAUGCUUUAGGAAUAACACCCCACUAUCCUCACACAGACUACCAGAGUUAAAGUCAGUGGACAGUUUUCAGUCAGUACACCUUUACAGUGCAGAGGCCUGGGCUGGCCCUCAUGCGGAGAUGUCGGAUCACUGCUUACAAGGGAACUUUCUGCGUUCUGCACCUUCCAAAGGAGGAGGACACAAAGGAUCCAGUCAUUGAGGAGUGUGGCUUCAGAACUAAGGGAUUAGUAAGGCUUAGUUUCCAGAUCUCAGCCCAGCUAUGAAAUACUUGGAUUUCAAAAAAAAAAAAAAAAAGAAAGAAAGAAAGAAAGAAAAGAAAAGAAAAGAAAAAAAUAAGAGCCUUUUUGCUCGAGGUGCUGGAGAUCAGGCUCCAGGCCGUGCUGGUGCUAGGAGCUUUCAUAUCCUGCGUUAAGCACUCUGGAAUGGCGCAGUGCUGCUGCAGACCUCAGGUUCAUGUCUCAGACUCAGUGAGGAGAGCGCGGUGGUGGAGGCUGAGUAGCUUGCCUAAAGCUGGAGCAAGAUCAGUGUCUGCCUGUGAGAACUCAGGAGGGUGGGACUCUAUGGGAAUCGUUCGAAUGCAGUGUUCCUGAAGUAAGAUGGUUGGCAUACGGUGCCCUAUCCAUUCUGGGUUUGUGUGAAAAUGAUUCUGGGCAUGCUGCCUUCGACACAGGGGACCUUGAAAAGGCCUCCUCCAUCGUCCGCAAGAAGGGGCUCUGUAACAGGAACUUGCCAGGGUAGCUGAUCAGGCAGUGAGAACAGCCAUGAAAAUGAGGGCCCUUGCUCAUGGGCUCUGCAGGUUCUUCUGAGCACAUCCUAGAGUAGGAAGUCAGGCCUGCAGCCCUGUGAGUGCACAAUGAGGCUGCUCCUCAUUUGGUGUCUUCCCCAGUGAGGGUUCUGAAAGUGGGAGGCACCCUUCCUCUGUGUACGCACUGCACUGCUGUCCUCUGUGUACACAAUGCACUGCUGUCCUCUGUGUACACAAUGCACUGCUGUCCUCUGUGUACACACUGCACUACUGUCCUCUGUGUACGCAAUGCACUGCUGUCCUCUGUGUACACAAUGCACUGCUGUCGUCCCUCGGUGUACGCACUGCACUGCUGUCCUCUGUGUACACACUGCACUGCUGUCCUCUGUGUACACACUGCACUGCUGUCCUCUGUGUACGCACUGCACUGCUGUCCUCUGUGUACACAAUGCACUGCUGUCCUCUGUGUACACACUGCACUGCUGUCCUCUGUGUACACACUGCACUGCUGUCCUCUGUGUACACACUGCACUGCUUGUCCUCUGUGUACACACUGCACUGCUGUCCUCUGUGUACGCACUGCACUGCUGUCCUCUGUGUACACACUGCACUGCUGUCCUCUGUGUACGCACUGCACUGCUGUCCUCUGUGUACACACUGCACUGCUGUCCUCUGUGUACGCACUGCACUGCUGUCCUCUGUGUACACACUGCACUGCUGUCCUCUGUGUACGCACUGCACUGCUGUCCUCUGUGUACACACUGCACUGCUGUCCUCUGUGUACACACUACACUGCUGUCGCCCCUCGGUGUACACAAUGCACUGCUGUCAUCCCUCGGUGUACGCACUGCACUGCUGUCCUCUGUGUACACACUGCACUGCUGUCCUCUGUGUACACACUGCACUGCUGUUCUCUGUGUACACGCUGCACUGCUGUCCUCUGUGUACACACUGCACUGCUGUCCUCUGUGUACACACUGCACUGCUGUCCUCUGUGUACACACUGCACUGCUGUCAUCCCUCGGUGUACGCACUGCACUGCUGUCCUCUGUGUACGCACGGCACUGCUGUCCUCUGUGUACGCACUGCACUGCUGUCCUCUGUGUACGCACUGCACUGCUGUCCUCCCUCGGUGUACACACUGCACUGUUGUCUGUAGCACCACAGAUAGGCCCCUUAGUUCUGCCCCACAGAGCCGGAGCUUCUUGCUUUUUCUUUUUCUUUCUUUCUUUUUUUUUGAGGGGGAGGUUUCAAGACAGGGUUUCUCUGUGUAGCUCUGGCCGUCCUGGAACUCACUCUGUAGACCAGGCUGGCCUCCAACUCAGAAAUCCACCUGCCUCUGCCUCCCAAGUGCUGGGAUUAAAGGCGUGCGUCACCGCUGCCUGGCUAAGAGACAGAUUUUGUUCUUAAGAAAAAUACUCUUGGGCUGGCACACUGGGUCCCGGAGUAAAGAUGCCUUGUAAGCCUGUCAGCCUGAGUUUGAUCCCCAGAACCCACAGAAAGGUAGAAGGAGAGACCGGACUCCAUAAAGUUGUUCUCUGGCUUCUACAUGCAUGCUAUGGCCAGCAUGCCCACACACGUAUCACACAUACACUCAUAAACAGCAAUAAAAAUAAUUUAAAAUAUUUUUGUACAUGACCUUAGCCAAAAGACUGAGAAGCAAUUAAAGCAUUUUUCAUUUUGGUUUGGUUUUUUGAUUGAUUGAUUGAUUGAUUGAUUGAUUUUGGGACAAGCUGUUAGUGUAUGUUUGGUGACCUGAAACUCCCUGUGUAGACUUAGACUAGUCUUGAACUCAGAUCUGCUUGCCUCUGCCUCCCAAGUGCUGGAAUUAAAGGCAAGCACCACAAUACCUAACUAAAACAUUUUUUUUUAAAUAAAAAUACUCACUGGGGCUAGAGAGGUGGCUCAUUUAGUUGGUGAAGUGCUUGCACUGUAAGAAUGAAGACCUGUGUUUCAUACCUGGAACUCAUGUGAGAACAGCAGGCAUGAUGGUGCACACUUAUGAUCCCAGUGCUGGGGAAGCCAGGCUGGUCUGGGUGCUUGGAUUGUGUUUCUGAGGGUGACAUUAUUGAGGCUGAGGUCAGGGUUGUCUUCUAUCCUCCACAUGCAUGUUCAUAUAUGUACAUGCACAUCUGCACAUACAUGAACACUCUUGCAUAUGAAAAAACUCUCUUUUUAAUUUAAUGCUAAGGUUGAAUCCAGGGUUUGGGCUUGAUCCAUACUCAUAUAUGUGUGUGUGUGUGUGUGUGUGUGUGUGUGUGUGUGUGUGUAUAAAUAAAUAUAUAUGUGUGUGUAUGUGUGUACAUAUAUAUGUAUGUAUGUGUGUACAUAUAUAUGUGUGUAUAUGUGUAUGUAUGUGUAUAUAUAUAUAUAUGUAUAUAUGUGUGUAUGUGUAUAUAUAUGUAUAUGUGUAUAUAUAUGUAUAUGUGUAUAUAUAUGUGUGUGUGUAUGUAUGUAUGUUUACUUUAAACAGGGUCUCACUCUAUAUCCCAGGAUUACCUUCAUGAUAUUCUUAGUAAGUGUUAGGAUUACUGUACAUGCACCACAACACUUGGCCUAAAAACUGCUUUUAUACAUAAUAUAUAUGAUCCUUCUUAGGCCAUAUAUAUAUAUUAAAAACUAUAUGCACAAUAUUAUUACCUAGACACACUGUUAAUUUCUAAUGCUAUCAAAACAAAGUGUUACAGUCUGGAUGGCUCCAAACAACACAAAUUAUGCUUUGGAAAUUGUGGGACCCAGGGUUCUGAAAUGAAAUGUUUGCCCACAAUGGUCCUUGGAAUGGAGGUCGAUAGCAGCUUUUACUGCCCUUGCUUGUGGCCCCACUCACUGUCUGUCUCCAUCCUCUCAUGCUGUCUUUGCUCUGUGGAUUUGUGUGUCCUAUCCUGUUGUCACAGCAGCAUUCAGAUUGGAUUCAUGGUAACUGUAUCUGCAAGGAUAUUGUUUGCAAAUCUAGAAAGGACAGGAAUUAGGGCUGUGGGGGCCUGGGGCGGCGCUAUUCAAUCCAUUAUAUACUUUUGAAGGACUUUAUGUUUGUACUAUCUUGUAAUUUAGCUAGUUUCCAGGUUUUGUUUUGAUACUACAAUAUGGAGUGCUCAUAGACACAUACAUUUACAUCCAUGAACUAGUAUUCAUUUGUACUCUAUAAUCUUGGAGCUAGAUAUAAUUGUAGUCACAGCCUUUGGGAGGUUGAGACAGAAGGAAGUAUUACAAGUUCAAAGCCAGGGCCAGUCUGAGAUACAUGGUAAGAUUCUCAUUUUCUCUCCCUCUCCCUCUCCCUCUCCCCCUCUCUCUCAAGUAUCAAUUAUUUAUUUUUAUGUGUGUGCUGUGCACAUGUCAAGAUGAGCUUUCUGGAGCCAGUUUCCUCCUACCAUGGCUCAAGGGAUCAAGCUCAGGUUAUGAAGCUUGUGCCACAGCCACUGCUGACUGAGCCGUCUCACCACCUCGUAAGACAGUGUUGUUUUGUUUUGUUGUUUUUGUUUUUUCUUUUGGUUUUUCGAGACAGGGUUUCUCUGUGUAACCCUGGCUGUCCUGGAACUCACUCUGUAGACCAGGCUGGCCUCGAACUCAGAAAUUCACCUGCCUCUGCCUCCCAAGUGCUGGGAUCAAAGGCAUGCACCACCACCACCCAGCUUUUUUGUUUGUUUGUUUUGUUUUGUGUUUUAAAGAUUUAUUAUUAUAAAUAAGUGCACUGUAGCUGUCUUCAGAUGCACCAGAAGAGGGUGUCAGAUCUCAUUACAGAUGGCUGUGAGCCACCAUGUGGUUGCUGGGAUUUGAACUCAGGACCUUCUGAAGAGCAGUCAGUGCUCUUAACCACUGAGCCAUCCCCCCAGCCCAAGACAUUGGUUUUAAAAACAAAAACAUAAAAAAAGGCCAGGCAUUUAAUCUAAGCACUUGAGAGGCAGAUCUCUGUGAGAUCAAGGCCAGCUUGGUCUAUAUAACAUGUUCCAGGCUAGCUUGUCUCUAAAACAACCUUGUCUCUAAAAGUAGAAGGGAAAGUGGUGUUGCAAAGGCCUUUAAUCUCAGAACUCAGGAGAUAGAGACAGGCGAAUCUCUGAGUUCAAGACCAGCUUGAUCUAUAUAACAAGUUCCAGGACAGCCAGGGCUACCUAGAGGAAUCCUGUCUCAAAAGAAAAGACAGAAGACAAAAAAGUGCUAGAGAGAUGGCUCAGUGGUUAAGAGCAUUUCCUGCUCUUCCAGAGGACCCAGGUUCAAUUCCCAACACCCACCACAACCUCUGUAACUUCAUUCCUUUUCUGGCUCCUUUAGAUACCAGGUAUACAUACUCACAAACAUACAUUUGGACAACACAUCCAUUGAAGUAAAAUACUAGCAAUAGUAAUAUAAUAAAAAAAGUCAUGUCCCAUGUCCUAUUUUUUCUCUAGUUAUUCUUUAAAUUUGUAUCAUUCAUAUCUUUAAAUAAUCUGGAAUUUACUUCUGUGUAUAUUGCACGAUUAGCGAUCAGGGUACUUCUUUCCUGCUGAUAGAAAUCCCUGAUCGUUUUUUGAAGCGUUGUUUAUUUUUAUGUGCAUCGUGUUCUGCCUGCACGUAUGUCUGUGUGAGGGUGCCAGACCCCCUGGAUGUGGGAGCCUCUGUAAGAACCAGUUCUCCCCACACUGAACUGGUUAGUGUGGUGACUCUUGGUCGUGAAGGAGGCCCAGGGCCUGGCUCUGCAGUGGUUGUAUAAUUAAUACAUAACCCUAUCUUAACGUGUCCUCCUGUUUAAAGACCUCUAUUCAAUCCGUGCUGUUGGUUUAUUCACACUGACCUCAGUCAGCAACAUUUUUAUCCAUGCCUGAAUAGAAAUGAUUAGCCUAUUUUCUCUGCAAAGCACUGUUCAGCCUUCCUGUACCUAGGGAAACCAGGCACUUCUGGAUCACACUCCAGGAGAUUUAAAAAAAAAGUAUACUUUAGUUUCCAGAACAAUUUUGAGUUCAAAGCAAAAUUAACACAGCAAGUUCUCCCACGGCUUCUGUCCCCACGAGUGCUGCCUCCCUGGGGACAGACGCACCGUGUGACCUGUGAGAUGAGCAGAGCAUCCCUGGGACCAUCUCCACAGGCCUCACUGCUCAGGCCAGUACAGCCUCUUCCACACUGCAGUACAUUCACAUGGAGUCUGGUUUCCUGUCAGGAUCAUAGCACAUAGCACAUGUGCUCAUUGCUCGAUCCUUUUAUAGACAUAACUCAGUCCUUGCCCUUGGUAAGUCCCUGCUGUUACUAUGAAUCGGGUCCUUUUUCCACUUCAGCUGAUGUCAUGGCUAGGAGAAUAAGAAAACUGUUUUUUUGUUUUUUUAUUUUUAUUUUUGAGGUGAGGGCUUGCUGUGUGUCUUUGGCUAACCUCAAACUCACAAUCCUCCUGCCUCAGCCUCCCCAAGAAGCAGGGAUUGCAGCCAUAUGCCACCACUCCUGGCCAGGAAGCUGAUGGCGCUUACAUACGGAGAUAUUAAUUACCUCUUGUACUGUUCCCUGUGUCCAUCCCCUGUUAGCACUGGUGUGGAUCGCUUAGACUUAGGGAGCGGCACCCUAGGGUUUUCUCUUGAUUCCCAGUUUCUUAGUGUUUCUGUCAGUGCUUGCCAAGGCCUCCCCACCUGGACAACAUCACCUCAUAAGAAAACUGAACCGUCACAGGCCUCCAGGCAUAGCUCCAUGGUGGCAUGCUCAGCGUCCCUGGAGGCUCCACCCCCAACACCCCCAAACCAAACCGAAACCCCAAGUCACAGGUAAAGGUUCAGAGCUGCGGCUGCCAGCCCACCAAGCAUCUGUCUGAAUAGAAGAUUCCCCCUUGUCCUGGUGCUCACCUCUCACCCCUUCCCUGAGAGGAUUUUCAUAGUUAACUGAUUCUGAGAAUAAGUCUAUGGUGUGGUGUUCAGUGUGAGGAAGUCUGCAGCUCUCCCAUGCUGGCGCUCCCUGGACAAGGCAGUGUUAGCCCUGCAGACGCCAGGGAAGGCCUGUAGUUCAAGCACUCUUCCUCACAUCUCUGGCUUCUCAGUGCUCUCUCUUCUCAUCAAGUGCUCCUUGCCCAACAAAGGUUAAAACCAAGAUAGAACCAGGCCUUCCUCUGGCCGGCCUCUCUCUCAGACAUCCUUGUCAUAACCUAGAAUAAUUUUCCUAAAACAUCUGGAAACCUAUGCUCAAAAGGUUCUUCUGAUUUUCAAGUUCCUGUGGGAGGAGCGCUAGGCGUUCGUCAGGCUCCUGAAGUCCUCCUCACAUUUUGCUGCAGCGCUGUCCCCUUCUGACCCUAGUGCUCUUCCCACACCUAAGGUGCCUGGGAACUUCUAUGUGCAUACAGGUCUGAUCUGGGAGAUGAGAAAGGAGGCCUCACACUGAGCAAGCCGAGGCAGGCCAACUCCACGGGGUUGGGGGAGGGCUCUUUCCCUUGUUCUCUUUUUCUUCAUGCCAACUUCUCUUUAUUUAUGCUUCAUUGUACAUCUGCUACCUGGAGGGCUUCUUGUCUUUUGACAAGAACUCAUCAUAUUUCAUUCUUUUUGUUUUUUUGUUUUUCGAGACAGGUUUUCUCUGUGUAGCCCUGGCUGUCCUGGAACUCACUCUGUAGACCAGGCUGGCCUUGAACUCAGAAAUCCGCCUGCCUCUGCCUCCCAAGUGCUGGGACUAAAGGCAUGUGCCCGACAUAUUUCAUUCUUUGGGCGGUGUGUGUGUGUGUGUGUGUGUGUGGGGGGGGGUUGAGUCAGGGUUUCUCUGUUUAGCCCUGGCUGUCCUGGAACUCACUUUGUAGACCAGGCUGGCCUCGAAGCAUAUUUCAUUCUUAAUAAGAAACAUUUGAGAAUAUUCAA